This is a messenger RNA of Cryphonectria parasitica EP155, 1215 nucleotides long. RefSeq lists its product as uncharacterized. The annotation marks the transcript as partial. The record is from RefSeq and is a predicted model, not a curated record. Gene Ontology annotation, molecular function: zinc ion binding; DNA-binding transcription activator activity, RNA polymerase II-specific. The transcript is spliced from 4 exons. Gene Ontology annotation, biological process: regulation of transcription by RNA polymerase II. NCBI's taxonomy places the organism in Eukaryota, Fungi, Ascomycota, Sordariomycetes, Diaporthales, Cryphonectriaceae.
CGGAAGAGGAAAGCCCACAGCAAGUCGAGAUCAGGAUGUGGCAAUUGUAAACUGCGGCGCGUCAAGUGCGAUGAGGCGAAACCACAAUGUAAAACCUGCGUGGCCUUCGGUGUGGCCUGCAACUAUGGCCCUAGAUCGACCAGUGUCGCGGGCGAGCUUGUCCUCUGCUUCGACGGGGCCUCCCUCAUGGACUCGCCCCCGAGGUCUCCUGUCUCGAUGGAUCAGACUAUUCUGAGCAUGGUCAACCAGUCCCUGCAAGAGUCGCCCAGUGCUGCCAUGUUGGGUGGCCCGAGUCAGGUUUAUAAUCUUCGACAAUCCGACCUCGACGCCCUUAACAGAUUUCACCAGAGGUCGAUCCUUUCUCUUGGGACGGAGAAAUCCAAAUGGAUCUUGCAGGCGGAAACACCUAGGCUGGCUUGUCUUCACCCUUUUCUCAUGCACCUUGUUCUCACUUUUACAUUGAUGCACGACCGUGUCUCGCAGACAUCCGACACAAAUUUCACGCCGAGAGAACUGUAUCACUACUACACGGGCACAGCCAUGUUCAACCAGAAACUAUGCGACCCAGACGCAACGCCGUCGGAGCGCGACGCAUGCUGGAUCGCGUCGACCCUGAUCGGCAUCAUCUACAUCUGCCACAUCGACGCGACCAAGCCGCAAGAGGCGUGGCCGCUCAAGUCUCCCGGGCCAGGCGAGCCCGACUGGCUGGUUCUGUCCCUGGGGAAACAAGACCUGUGGGAAUUCUGCGAUCCCAUGAGGCCGGACUGCUGCUUCCAGGAGAUGCAUCUCCAGGUCAACCCGUGGGGCGGGGACGAGGAUUUUACCCCUGACGAGCUCAAGGACGGCGGGUUUCCGAACAUAUUGCCCGAGAUUCUCGAGUUCCUCAACCUGACGGAUCCUUCCACAUGGGUUGAGAGCCCGUACUUUCGCUCUACCAACAUUCUGUCACAGCUCCUGCCGCAGGACUACAACCAGCAAAACAUUAUGAAAUUCGCAACAUUCACGUACUACACUUCUCCAGAGUUUCGAGACUUGUGGAAGCAAAAGGACCCUGGGGUGCUGAUCUUGGUUGCCUACUGGUACUCGAAAGCCAUUUCGACACAGUUUUGGUGGAUGUGGAAGAGAGCAGUGCUGGAGUGUCAAGCAAUUUGCAUCUAUCUGGAAAAAUAUCACAGCGACGUGCCUCAUCUCGAGUAUAUACUGAGGCUUCCCAAG